CUGGUCCCAUCAGGUUCUGUCCCCUGGUCCUGGUCUGGUCCCACCUACAGGGGUUUUGAAGUUUCUUCCCUUGGAUCUUUGGUCCAUUCAUGAACACUUACUACUCAGCCUUAAGAGAGAGGGAAGUAGAUGCCAAAAAAGAGAAAGAUCUGUGGGUUGUUGUACUUAAAGAAUAAGAGCUGAAUAGAGAAAGUGAAUCCUAGCCAAGAGGUGAAGGUGAGGUCCAUCCACAAUUGGACAGACAACAGAUGCAUAUGAUGAAUGACCCAAAAGGCUCUGAGGGACUGGGAGAUGUCCCUGUGGACAGAAGAGGACAUAGCCACAUGUAAUAGAUCUCUUCCACCUAGAUGUUUCCUUUUCAGAGUUGAAUCCCACCUGGGGGGCCAUGCAUUAUUCCACUCAAUGUUCUGCCCUGGCCUUUCUUGCCUUCAUUUUCCUGGGGUGCUUCUUCAGCCUGGGAACUACCACAGAAACUGAUGAAAACCAGAUCCUGCUCCUCUCCAACUCCACCAAGAGAGUCCCCUUAAUCACAGACUCAACAAGAUACUGUCUGCACAGUGCCUUCACACCGCAGGAGGAAAAGAAGCUCUUGACUUGGAUGAUUGCUCAGGAACAGAUCACAUCUGUGAGCAAGAGUCACCUGAAACCCUUUAAAGAAAUACAGAACCCUUUCAAGCUUAGUAAUGCUUCCUAUCAAAAGGCUGGAAUUCUGCUCAUAAAGAACAAGCUACUGAAUAUGGGUCUGUUUAUGCGGCAUUCCCAGGGCAACUACCUCAUGAGAAUCUUGAAGUCACUGUUCCAAGCUUCCUCCAGUGAUAAGCAGAAGAGUAUCCUAGUGCUGGUCUGCUUAACCAUCCUUGAUACUGACAUUGUCAAGAUCUUCAGUCCACAAAUACUGAAAGGGCAGUUGCUGGUAAUCCAUUUCUUUUCUACUGUCUAUCCUCCUGUGACAGCUCUGAAACCCAGCUUCAGUGAGGCCUACCCCAGUAUGGUCCAAUUGAAUCAGAAUGUGACCCAUGUUUUAUUCAUGAACUUUGCUGACAACUUCUCUGUCUAUUUCCUGAUGAUGGAAGAUAAUGUCCACUGUUUGCCCACCUCUAUCACCUGCAUAUGGAGAAAGGUAGUGACCUGGGAGAAAGAUGACUGGGUGCUAAUGGAAUUCUCAAUAUGGGGUUUUGCUGGCAAAUUCUUGGACUCUAGUGACUUCCCCUGGUUGGUUCAAUUCUUCUUCCUCUCCAGGGAAGCAUCCCCUGAAGUGUUUCUCUAUCACUUUCAAAAGCUGCUGGCCCAGAACAAUUCCAUCCAAUUCAGCCCCUUCUUCUUCCAUCAAAUGAGCUUCUUCAGUAAGGACAGGUCCAACAGACUAGAGUACAAGACAGUCACAAUGGAGAUACCCAACAAUCCACCUGCAAUUGUCUACAGUGGUUUACAGAUUUUAAAUAAUGUUUCUCUCCAAAAGGCCUAUAUUCCAAGGGAGAAAGGGGUCUUCUGGGCACUGGAGCCUAAGGUUGGCUACCAUCCAAAUGAGGUCUUGGCCAAGGCAGCCACCAUAACCCAGGUGUUGACAGGCAGAGAUCAGGAAAAUAAUGAGAAGUUGAAGGACAAAAAAGUAGAGUUAUACUAUGGUGCCAGGGAAAAGCUCAAAUUCUGUACCCAUCACCUUCUGGGGUCACUGGUAAAUGGAAAGCUGGACUAUAAGAUAUGGAAUAAAAAGACAGGGAACAAUAUGAGCUGCCUGAAUCUAGUAGAGAGUACCUCUCAACACUGCAGAGUAAAGACCAAGUGCAUUAAUAUUUGGAGCAACCCUGAGCAAUAGAAAGAGACUGAGAGAAUGAUGGAAAGACUUGAGAAACCCCAGGGUGGGGCUUGAAUUGACACAAGGGAUCAAAUUAAAAUCUUGAAAUCACUA
Messenger RNA from Monodelphis domestica (gray short-tailed opossum), 1909 nucleotides. RefSeq names its product alpha-1,3-mannosyl-glycoprotein 4-beta-N-acetylglucosaminyltransferase C-like. Gene Ontology annotation, molecular function: acetylglucosaminyltransferase activity. Gene Ontology annotation, biological process: protein N-linked glycosylation. Lineage: Eukaryota; Metazoa; Chordata; Mammalia; Didelphimorphia; Didelphidae. The record is from RefSeq and is a predicted model, not a curated record.